CGCAGUGGGAUGUAUGUCAGAAUCAGCCAGUACUCCGGUUAGUGGCGGAGCUCCUACCCCUCCUGCAUCAGGCUUCAGCAGGGGGAGUAGUGGUUCGGCCAUUGAUCAGAGGAAGAGGGCACCCACUGCUUCCGGCGGCUCGAGUCAGAACAAGAGGUUCCGGGGGAACCAGAGCAGAGGGAGUCGUCCUGGUGGUAAUGAGACCCGAUUCUCCUACCCCGAGUGCCCUAGCUGCAAGAGGCAUCAUCGGGGAGAGUGCAAGGGGCAGGGAUGCUUUCAUUGUGGCAUGCCCGGGCACUUCAAGAGGGAAUGUCCCCAGCUCCGGCCAGAGGCACCGAGAGCUCCAGCGAUACCCACUCCAGCCAGGGUGUUCGCUAUCACGCAGGCUGAUGCAGAUGCCAGCCCAUCAGUUGUUACAGGUAAAGGCAAGGCUGUAGCUGAUGGACCGUGACCGAGCAUAUGAGAUUGUACAUGUCGGGGCGGUUAGGCCUGGGGCGUACGAUCCUCGGGACAGCAGGGCUGAGAUUUUUGUAACUGUCGUUAGACGACUUUCAUUUUGAUGUAAAAGUUGAACAGAUAAAAAGUUUGUAAAUAUUUUUAUAAAUCGGGAUCCCGAGACUUUUUGCAAAAUGGUUUAUAAGUUUAAUGAAAAAGCAAAAUUUUAAUUAAUCACGUUUUUCCAUAAACCUCGUUGAUUAGCAACGAGCUGCACAGUACGUUUAAAAAUCACGUAAUACGCCUAAGAUAGUUAGGGUGUUACAUG
This is a messenger RNA of Cannabis sativa, 763 nucleotides long. RefSeq lists its product as uncharacterized. The transcript has 2 exons. Bases 14 to 451 code for a protein of 145 amino acids. Lineage: Eukaryota; Viridiplantae; Streptophyta; Magnoliopsida; Rosales; Cannabaceae. Gene Ontology annotation, molecular function: nucleic acid binding; zinc ion binding. The record is from RefSeq and is a predicted model, not a curated record.